AGCACAAAGUAGGUUCUGGCUUGGCUUAAUUUGUCAAAAAUAUCGUGGUGGUUGUGGUUUCAUGCUUAUGCUUACUUUUUUACCAUCCUUUUUUCCAGUUUGUCGUCAAAUCCUUUGUUAGAGCUGACGUUUCAUACAUUGUCAUGCAGUUGUGCCGAUUAUUGUCUUCACCUGAUCCCUUGCAAGCACAUGUACCUGGUUCAGAGGCUCUAUAAAAGUGUGAGAGUAUCCUAUUCCGGUGAGCCUGCGAUUGAAUCUGCCAUUGAACCUGCCGUCGCUCAGGAGCAACGUGUCCAGAAUAUGGAUUUUUUCGGACCAGAUUUGGAGGCAGGAUUAGCGCCAUUACUCCGUUUGCAACUCGACCGGAAAAGGGCAGCAGAGCAGGAAUUCGAAAGAGUUGCCAGAGAAGUGGCGACCAGACAAGAGUUUGAGGAUAAUGAGGGCUUAUCAACGGAGUUGAUGAAGCAAAUGGGCGCCGCAGUGGAGGCAAGAAAGAAAAGGAAAUGUACACUCGAGUACCUCAAAUCUAUUGUGGCGACCGCAAAAAACACUUUACUCGAGAUUCAAGGCCUGAAUGCCUCACAAGCAGGACGGCGUCGAAUCCCGUGUCGUUGGAGCAUUAAAAACGCACCAACUACGCCAGCAAAAGGCGACGCCAUAGAAUUUUUUUGGUGAGCAUAAGCAAAUA
Molecule: messenger RNA, 688 nt
Organism: Gamsiella multidivaricata
Lineage: Eukaryota; Fungi; Mortierellomycota; Mortierellomycetes; Mortierellales; Mortierellaceae
Exons: 3
Coding region: 190-675 (161 amino acids)
Source: RefSeq, a predicted model, not a curated record